CUUAAUGUCCCAAUUUGCUGAGCAUAUUGAUAAGGAAAGCCUUUUAAAGCGUGGCGAAUGUUUAUCGAGCAAGAGGAAUUGCUUCUACGAUAAAGAAAAAAAGCACAUUUUUGGCAGAAUUUAUCUUUUUUUGUUUUAUCUUGUCUUUUAUGCGGUUUUAUUUGCGAUGAUGACAGGAAUGCUUAUUUUUAUUACGCAACUAAUAUACAGUGAUGAUGAGCCAUAUCGUACGGGCUUGCAAUCGCCACUCAAUUUAACUCCAGCAUUAAGUGGAAGGCCAAGAAUGAACUUUAUGUCCGCCUUGAUAGCGUACACUUCAUCAGAUCCUCAAUCUUAUAUGCCCUAUGUAAUAAACAUAAGGACGUUUGUAUACUUUUACGAAGAAAUAAAAAUAAUCCCUGAAAGAGGAUUUGCAACCUGUUUGACUACUAAAUCACCUGAUGAUCCAAAUCUUGUGUGCAAAUUUUACCCUCAAUCUCUUGGCCCAUGCGUAAAGGAAAAUAACUUUGGAUAUGAUAGGAGUCAACCUUGUGUAAUAAUGAAAAUAAAUAAACUUUAUGGUUGGGUACCAGAUAUUAUAAAUUUCACAAUGUCUCCUCAUCCUCUAGUACAUUGUAUUGGCCAGAAUCCACAAGAUGCAGAAUUCUUUGGCACAGUCCAUUAUUAUCCUAAUGUCACCAUUGACGGAAAAACAUAG
This is a messenger RNA of Protopolystoma xenopodis, 697 nucleotides long. NCBI's taxonomy places the organism in Eukaryota, Metazoa, Platyhelminthes, Monogenea, Polystomatidea, Polystomatidae. The record is from the annotation of a GenBank genome assembly.